CUAGUAAUCGUGACAAUACUAAUCCAUGUCCUAGUCUUGGAUGGCUUCCUGUUAGGUCGAAGCCUAUCUGUGCAGAUGGAAAAGGAUGGGAAGGCCAGGCCAGUGUGAACUCGCUGGCAUAUCUAUUCCACACUCCUGUUCAACACUCGGAAGAAAAAUUGCCACUCUGUAUGACAGCUUUACUAGUAAAUCAUUAAAAGAACACAUUUUUCCUCCUCUGAUGGACAUGCUAAUUUUUUUAAAUUUUUUCAAAGCACCGUUUCUUGUGGAUUUAAAGAAGCCAGAGUUAAAGAUCCCUCACACAGUGAACUUCUACAUCAGAGCUGAACCUGGGGUGACUCUGGGCAUCUGGCACACGGUCCCCAGCUGCCGGGGGGAAGAUGCCAAGGGGAAGGACCGUUGCUGGUAUGAAGCGGCCCUUCACGACGGCAACCCAAUUAUUGUUUAUCUUCACGGCAGCGCGGAGCACAGGGCAGCUCCUCACAGACUGAAGCUAGUAAAGGAGCUGAGUGACGGUGGCUUCCACGUCUUGUCUGUGGACUACAGAGGGUUCGGGGACUCUACAGGGACGCCCACUGAGGAGGGACUGACGGCCGACGCUAUCUGUGUCUAUGAGUGGACUAAGGCGAGAAGCGGCACCACCCCCGUGUGCCUCUGGGGCCACUCUCUGGGGACAGGAGUUGCAACAAAUGCAGCAAGAGAGCUGGAAGAGAGAGGAUCCCCAGUUGAUGCUAUUGUCCUAGAGGCUCCAUUUACCAACAUAUGGGUUGCAAGCAUCAAUUAUCCCUUGUUAAAGAUUUACCGGAAACUUCCAGGAGUUUUACACACGCUUAUGGAUGCCCUGAGGAAAGACAGAAUAGUGUUCCCUAAUGAUGAAAAUGUUAAAUUCCUGUCUUCUCCUCUUCUCAUCUUACACGGUGAGGAUGACAGGACGGUGCCUUUGGAGAUUGGAAAACAGCUCUAUGAAACUGCACACAAUGCAUACAGGAACAAAGAGAGGGUCAAGAUGGUGAUCUUUCCCCCUGGCUUCCAACACAACUUGCUUUGUAAAAGCCCCACGUUGUUAAAAACCGUGAGAGAUUUCCUGAGCAAGCAGUGGGCAUGAGGUCUGAGAGCAGAGGAGAUCUUCAGCGAAGACUUGGUCCAAACCCCACCUGUGAUGCGUAUUUUUAUGUAAAAUUAUACCGGGCUGCUUGGAUGAGCUGACGUCAUUGGCAUUUCUACAAGUUCCUUGUAGGGAUUUUGGUACUCGAAAGCAUAGCUGUCGGGCGGUGUGGAACGUUCUCAUUUAGCUGUCAUAUCUACUUUGUGGAACAUGCUGCAAUUCACUGUGGAGAAUCGGAAUCUGGUAAAAUUGGAUCCCAUCUAAAAAUGUGUAGUUACCAAACAUCCUGGGAUAUUUGUGAAUAAGAUGGUCUUUGGUUUGGACUUAGCGGUGUAAGAAAUGUAGUUAAAUAGUUUGUAUUUUAGUUUGAUAGUUUAAAUGGCAUUAAAAGUUCUAAGCAGUUUUCUAGCUUUCCGAACAGCACUGGGGAAAGUUCAAGCACGCUGCUCAAUCUGUGAUAAAAUAAGAAGUUUUGGCGCUCUUGUGGUCCUUGGAAAUUGAUACUUUAUUUUUAGCCCUAAUACAGUCAUAUGCUUCCCCCCAAUUCCCAGAGAUACUUAACUGGAUUAUUAGCCAAUAAAGCAAAAUCAAAGAAUGUCGUAAAAAUGUUCGAGUCCA
Molecule: messenger RNA, 1723 nt
Organism: Ceratotherium simum simum (southern white rhinoceros)
Lineage: Eukaryota; Metazoa; Chordata; Mammalia; Perissodactyla; Rhinocerotidae
Source: RefSeq, a predicted model, not a curated record